Molecule: messenger RNA, 9013 nt
Organism: Trichomycterus rosablanca
Lineage: Eukaryota; Metazoa; Chordata; Actinopteri; Siluriformes; Trichomycteridae
Gene: ptprsa
Product: protein tyrosine phosphatase receptor type Sa
Exons: 35
Coding region: 481-6264 (1927 amino acids)
Biological process (GO): peptidyl-tyrosine dephosphorylation involved in inactivation of protein kinase activity
Cellular component (GO): signaling receptor complex
Molecular function (GO): protein binding; protein tyrosine phosphatase activity
Source: RefSeq, a predicted model, not a curated record
UUGCGCGCACAUACACACACACGCGCGCGCACACGCACCGAGCCGAGCCGCGCCGCGCUUGAGCCGAGCGCAACAACCGCACAGCACGCCACGCCACGCCACCGGGGAGGAUUUAAACCUGCAACAACCAGCUUCAGCCAGCCGCUCGGACCCUCCGCGACACCCACCAGCCACGGGAUUAUUAUUGAUUCACGCGCGACUGAAGAUGUGAACGGGUUUUUUUUUUGCGCACGCGUGAGGAGAAAAAAAGGGAGCGCUGUCGUUUUGGAAAGAGGUUCGGCUAAAAUUCCAGCAGCGGCGGCGGUGUUAGCAGCGGACGUUUAUGAGACGUAGAGCCGGAGAAUGAAGCUACAGGAGCUUUGAAAUCUCACACAGAGUGCUGAACAUCCAGAGUGCCGACACCCCCACCCUACCCCGCCCCGCCCUAUCCCGCCCCCUCCUCGCCGUCAGGACCGUGGCUGUCCGGUCAGGUCGAAGGUCAUGUGCAGAAUGGGUCCCAACAUGGCGGCGCUGCUGUGUGUGAGCGGCCUGCUGCUGUCGCCACUGCUCACCGGAUCUCUGGCCUUGUCUCCUCCCAGGUUUACAAAAGUUCCUGUGGACAUGAUCGGGGUCUCGGGGGGCGUGGUGUCCUUCGUGUGCCAGGCCACGGGCGACCCCAAGCCAAGAGUUACCUGGAACAAGAAAGGAAAGCGAGUCAACUCUCAGCGCAUCGAGACUAUAGAAUUUGACGAGGGCGCGGGAGCGGUGCUGCGCAUCCAGCCUCUGAGGGCGCCGCGGGACGAGAACAUUUACGAAUGCGUGGCGGAGAACAGCGAGGGCGAAGUCAGCGUGCAAGCCAAGCUGACCAUCAUCAGAGAGGACCUGCUUCCGUCAGGCUUCCCCAAUAUCGACAUGGGUCCCCAGCUGAAGGUGGUGGAACGAACCCGCACCGCCAACAUGCUCUGCGCCGCCAGCGGCAACCCCGACCCCGAGAUCACCUGGUUCAAAGACUUCCUACCCAUCGACCCCAGUACGAGCAACGGGCGGAUCAAACAGCUCCGAUCAGGCGCCCUGCAGAUCGAGAACACCGAGGAGACGGAUCAGGGGAAGUACGAGUGUGUGGCGUCUAACGUGGAAGGCGUGCGGUACUCUUCCCCCGCCAACCUGUAUGUGCGAGUCCGGCGCGUGCCCCCUCGUUUCUCCAUCCUGCCCACCAAUCACGAGAUAAUGCCGGGAGGCAGCAUCAACAUCACGUGCGUGGCCGUGGGCUCGCCCAUGCCCUACGUCAAGUGGAUGCUCAAUUCGGAGGACCUGACGCCCGAGGACGACAUGCCGGUCGGGAGGAACGUUCUGGAGCUCAACAGCGUCCGGGAGUCGGCCAACUACACCUGCGUGGCCAUGAGCAGCCUGGGCAUCAUCGAGGCUAUAUCACAAGUCAUCGUUAAGUCUCUGCCCAAGCCUCCAGGUACGCCCCUGGUUACCGAAACCACCGCCACCAGCAUCACCAUCACCUGGGACAGCGGCAACCCCGAGCCCGUCUCCUAUUACAUCAUCCAGUACCGCGCCAAGAUCCCAGACAGCAAGUUCGAGACCAUGGACUCCAUAACCACCACUCGCUACAGCAUCGGCGGCCUGUCGCCCAACACCGAGUACGAGAUCCGCGUAUCGGCGGUGAACACCAUCGGCCAGGGCCCGGCCAGCGAGCCGGUGGAGGCGAGGACCGGGGAGCAGGCUCCCGCCAGUCCGCCCAGGAACAUUCAGGCCAGGAUCAUCUCCCACAGCACCAUGAUGGUACGCUGGGAGGAACCCGAGGAGCCGAACGGCCAGAUCAAGGGCUACAGGGUCUACUACACCAUGGACCCGUCUCGACCCAUGAGCAUGUGGCAGAUCCACAACGUCCAGGACAGCCUGAUGACCACAAUCCAGAACCUGGUGGCAUCUGAGACCUACACCAUCCGCGUCCUGGCUUUCACUUCCGUCGGAGACGGACCGUUUUCGGAGUCAAUUCACGUCAAAGUGCUGCAAGGAGUCCCUGGACAGCCGUCCAAGUUCCAGAUCGGCGAGGUGUCGGACACCAGCAUCAAGCUGACCUGGGAGCCGGCGUUCGAGAACGAGGGCAUCAUCAGUUACGAGCUGCAUUAUAAAGAGGGAAGUCAGGGCACUCAGGUAACAAAAACGUUCGGCCCGACUUCCUCCCACGUGGUGGAGGGUCUGCGAGCCAACACCGAGUACUUCUUCUCCCUGGCAGCCGUCUCUAACAAGGGCAUCGGCGCAUUCACCAACGAAAUCUCUCAGAAGACGUUACAAGCCAAGCCGUCCGCGCCCCCCCAGGAGGUACAGUGCUCCAGCCCCAGCUCCACCUCCCUGAUGGUAAGUUGGCGCCCCCCGCCGUCCGGCAGCCAAAACGGCCCCAUCGUCGGGUACACGGUGAGCUACGUGGCAGCGGGGGGUGGAGCCGGGCUCGGAGCCGAGAUCACCGAGUCCGUCCAGACGCCGGCCGACGAGAUCGCCCUGCAGCGGCUGGAGAAGUGGACGCAGUACCGCGUGAGCGUGGCCGCCGCUACCAAAGUGGGUACGGGACCGGAGAGCCCGGCCAUCAGCUGUCGCACCGAUGAGGACGUCCCCGGCGCCCCCCCUCGGCGGGUGGAGGUGGAGGUGAUGAACUCGACGGCGCUGAAGGUGAGGUGGCACUCACUGUUGCCGGGGCGACAGCACGGCCAGAUCCGCGGUUACCAGGUGCACUAUGUACGGGUGGAGAACGGAGAGGCGCGCGGCCUCCCGCUCAUCAAGGAUGUGAUGCUGGCCGACGCCCAGUGGGAAAUGGACGAGAAGGCAGAAUAUGAAAUGGUGAUCGGGGGGCUGCAGCCUGACACCACCUACUCCAUCACGGUGGCGGCGUACACCACCAAGGGCGACGGGGCGCGCAGUAAACCCAAACUGGUGAUGACCAAGGGAGCAGUGCCAGGCACACCCUCCCUCUGGGUCCAACAGGACUCAGAAAACUCAGCAGUGGUGCGCUGGCUCCCUCCCGAGUCCCUCCUGGCCGGUAUGGAUCUCCUCGGGUAUCGGCUCCAGUUCGGCCGCAGCGACGUCCCGCCGCUGGCCACGUUGGAGUUCGCGCCGCACGAGCGUGAAUUCUUGGUGCCCGGAAUGCACCGGGGCGCAACAUACAUCUUCAAGAUUUCGGCCAAGUCGCGCUCCGGGUUCGGCGAGGAGGCCACGCAGGAGCUGAGCCUGGAGGAGGAGGCGCCGCAGGGAUACCCGCACAUCAGCGGCGCGUCCAACGUCACCUGCUGCUCCGUGCACUUCUCCUGGAUGCCCCCGGUGCUCGCCGAGCGCAACGGCGCCAUCACGGAGUACACGCUGGCGUACCAGGAGGCCGGGGCGCCCGGCGGCCUAUCGGAACUGCGCCUGCCCGCCAGCGAGCACAGCUACACCCUGAACAGUCUGAAACCGGACGCCGUGUACGACGUGAAAAUCCGCGCGCACACCAGCGUAGGUCCCGGGCCCUACAGCCCGCCCGUCCAGUACCGCACGGUGGCCGUGGAGACAGAUGUUCCCAAAAACUUCACAAUAAGGCUGGUUACCGCGACGACGGCGCUGCUGGCGUGGAAGUUUUCAGACAGUCGCUUCCCGUAUCGCUGCACGAUCGAGUACAAUCGCCAGAAGGUGGACAUCGACGCCCGGAUGACCAAAGCUCUGGUGACCAACCUGAGACCCAACAGCACGUACGAGUUCCGCGUCACGUGCCAGGACAGCGGAGACGGAGGACCCAGACACCGGCUCGUGGCUCGAACCGCGCCCUCUGUCUUUAACAGCAAGCCUGAACUGAACAGGAGAGAAACUGACAACUCGCUCACGCUUGUUCUCCCCCAGCUGGAGACCAGAGACAUCAUCAAGUCCAUCUUCGUGGUGGUGGUUCCUCGGAAGAAAGGCCCCAUCAGGCACAUGAAGAGCCCGGAUGAAAUAGAUCUGGAGGAGCUGUUUAGGGACGGGAACGUGAAGCAGAGACACGCCCGUAUGACGCGCCAGCUGCGCCAGGUGGACGCGAAGAAGCCGUACGUCGCCGCUAGCUUCAAACCCGGCGCCGUGCCCCAGACCUUCACCCUGGGGAAUCAGAUGGUCUACAACGGCUACGAAAACAGAGCUCUGGAGCCGGGUCAGGACUACGUCGUCUUCAUCUUGGUGGAGCUCAACUCGCCCGGCUCGAAAACCUUCGUAUCCAGCUCGUACUCGGACUCCGUCAUGGCCCCCGACGUGGACCCUCAGCCCAUGGAGACGGGAGGAGACGGGCUCAUCUGGGUGGUGGGACCCGUCCUGGCUGUGGUCUUCAUCAUCUGCAUCGUCAUCGCCAUUCUGCUCUAUAAAAACAGCAAAAGGAAAGAAUCAGAGCCGCGCACCAAAUGCCUGCUGAACAACGCCGAGAUCACGUCACACCAUCCCACCGACCCCGUCGAGAUGAGACGCAUCAACUUCCAGACGCCAGAUUCGGGUCUGAGCAGCCCCCACAGUGAAGCCGCGUUUGAAUAUGAAAGAAUGAUGAACCAUCCGCCCAUACCCAUCUCCGAGCUGGCAGAACACACCGACCUGCUCAAAGCCAACGACAACCUCAAACUCUCACAGGAAUAUGAGUCGAUCGAUCCGGGACAGCAGUUCACCUGGGAGCACUCCAACCUGGAGGUCAACAAACCCAAGAACCGCUACGCCAACGUCAUCGCCUACGACCACUCCCGAGUCAUUCUGGCUCCCAUCGACGGCAUCGCGGGCAGCGACUACAUCAACGCUAACUAUAUCGACGGCUACAGGAAGCAGAACGCUUACAUCGCCACGCAGGGCCCUCUGCCUGAGACCUUCGGUGAUUUCUGGAGGAUGGUGUGGGAGCAGAGAGCCGCGACCGUGGUCAUGAUGACGCGGUUAGAAGAGAAAUCGCGGGUGAAGUGUGAUCAGUACUGGCCGAUUCGGGGGACGGAGACCUACGGGAUGACCCAGGUCACGCUGCUGGACACCAUCGAACUGGCCACCUUCUGCGUACGCACCUUCUCCCUACACAAGAACGGUUCCAGUGAAAAGCGCGAGGUCCGUCAGUUCCAGUUCACGGCGUGGCCAGACCACGGCGUGCCCGAGUACCCGACGCCUUUCCUGGCGUUCCUGAGGAGGGUAAAGACCUGCAACCCUCCCGAUGCAGGGCCCAUCAUCGCCCACUGCAGCGCCGGAGUGGGCAGGACGGGCUGCUUCAUCGUCAUCGACGCCAUGCUGGAGCGCAUCAAGCACGAGAAGACGGUGGACAUCUACGGUCACGUGACGCUGAUGCGCGCCCAGAGGAACUACAUGGUGCAGACGGAGGACCAGUACAGCUUCAUCCACGACGCCCUGCUGGAGGCGGUGGCCUGUGGGAACACCGAGGUGCCCGCCCGCAGCCUGUUCUCCUACAUCCAGAAGCUGGCGCAGGUGGAGACCGGCGAGCACGUCACGGGCAUGGAGCUGGAGUUUAAGAGACUGGCCAACUCCAAGGCCCACACGUCGAGGUUUAUAAGCGCCAAUCUGCCCUGUAACAAGUUCAAGAACCGCCUGGUUAACAUCAUGCCGUACGAGACCACUCGAGUGUGCCUGCAGCCAAUCAGAGGGCUGGAAGGCUCAGACUACAUCAACUCCAGCUUUAUCGACGGAUACAGGCAGCAGAAGGCGUACAUCGCCACUCAAGGCCCCUUAGCCGAGACCACGGAGGAUUUCUGGCGCAUGUUGUGGGAGAACAACUCCACCAUCGUGGUGAUGCUCACCAAGCUCAGAGAGAUGGGCAGAGAAAAGUGCCAUCAGUACUGGCCAGCCGAACGCUCUGCCCGGUACCAGUACUUUGUAGUGGACCCCAUGGCCGAGUACAACAUGCCUCAGUACAUCCUCCGAGAGUUUAAAGUUACAGAUGCCAGGGACGGACAGUCGCGGACGGUGCGGCAGUUCCAGUUCACUGAUUGGCCAGAACAGGGGGUACCCAAGUCUGGUGAGGGCUUCAUCGACUUCAUCGGACAGGUUCAUAAAACCAAGGAGCAGUUCGGCCAGGAUGGUCCCAUCUCGGUCCACUGCAGUGCUGGUGUGGGUCGAACUGGAGUCUUUAUCACGCUCAGCAUUGUGCUGGAGAGGAUGCGCUACGAGGGUGUGGUGGACAUUUUCCAGACGGUCAAAAUGCUGAGAACCCAGAGGCCAGCCAUGGUGCAAACAGAGGACGAGUACCAGUUCUGCUACCAGGCGGCUCUGGAAUAUUUAGGAAGCUUCGAUCACUAUGCAACGUAAAAAGCCAUCCUCUUCCCCGUACCCAACACCCCCUCUACAGCUCCUGAGCCGCAGGCACCCGCUCCAAAUUCGAUCUACAUCGACUGUACAAAAAAAAUAUAUCAAUCAAUAAACAUCUGAAAAUAAAAUCAAAAUAAAACCCGUCUGAAGUGAUGGGGGGUUCCAGAAUAUCAAUCAAAACAGUGAUCCCAAACAGCUGGAUGGAGAUCCAGAUCAGAUCUAAAGGAUCCUUUUAUCAAAGUUGGCUCAGGCUGCGGGGCGGGACGGCUCUACGUUUAUGUGGGACUGCUAACCUGACCUCAAGUGUUCUGAUGUGGAGGAUAUUAAUCACCUGUACAUGGACGUAUGUCUUCAAACCAAUCCUGUAAAGAUACACCAGACGUAAUGGACCCAGCAGGCAUCGAUCGUCUGUUUUAACAAUCAGUUCGACUGGAAAUUGAAAGACUUGCUGGUUCUGAGCUCAGAUCCCUCCGUGUUUACACUGGACACCUGUGAACUUUCCUAAAUUUGUUAAACAGUGAAGAACCUUGAGAAGAUUGAAGCCUGGUCCGGUGAUGGCGGCAGUAUCCUGAAGAUGACCACACAAAGCAGAACUUUAUUCCCUUUAUUCUGAAAUUCACUCCGUAUCACUUUCUGAUCCACGUCUAAAAGCAACUGAAGGAUGUUGAAGCUGUUACCAUUCACAGCAAGGCCAGUAUCUCACAAAACACACCUUUAAUCAAGUAUUCUCCAGCGUUCGAGGCGUGUCCGGUCGUUUUGGUGCUUUUUCGGACGAGCUAGCCAACGUUUUCAGAACACGCCAACGUAGCUUCGUCUCAAAAUCGUAUAAAAGCGAAAGGCAUGACUUUCAAAAGCGCAGAAUGGAUCGUUAAUACCAAUCAGACAUGUGAGGACCAAAGGAGUAUUUGUAUUUUUGGAUUCCUAGAGAGGCGUAGAACGACCACAUGGACGACGGUUCAAUUCUGUCUUUAAUGACCACACCUGAAAGCCUCUUUCUCGUGAGCAGCAAGAUUCCCGUGUCCCACGGUCAACUCCAAUGUCCAAUGUAGUUUUGGACCAGUUCUUUAAAGUUUGUCAAAUCUGAACGAUGGAAUUUCUCCACAUGGUCCUUCUGAAGCAGUGAAGAUGCUCCUCUUAGCCAGAACAGAAUUAAAGGACUCUAGUUUCCUCAUGAACUAAAUUUCUUGAUGCUCCUUGUAGUCAACAAUGCCAAUAUCAAAAAUCUGAGCCUGAAGUGUCAUGUUCCUCAAAAAUAAAACAUUGAGAUAUUCUUUUACUUCUGCUUUACAUUCUGGAGAAAUUAAGGUGAUCCUUCAAAACUCCAAGAGAGUGGACCUUUAUUACAUGGGCUGCUUAGAAGGAUUUGUGAUGGAUGGAUGGUAUAAUCUUCAGCUGACCCAGCCAAUUUAGAUGUUCCAGUAACCAACUGCAAAUUUCCAUCCAAAUAUUUCAACCUGUUUGAGAACCACAGCCUGGUACUGGUGUUUAAUAAUCAACCGCUGGGUAAUCAAGGUCCUUCAUGGAUACAGCAAUGUAAACUUCACCAUCCGGCCUCAUUUUUGCUUUAAGAAGAACGUCUAGUUCCUAUCUGGUAAUUCAAGCAAGUCAGGAUGGUUCCUGAUGGGUCACAAAACCAUUUCAAAGUCGCAAAACGGAUAUAUGGACAAAUACGCCAUGGUGAGACCUUCACACGGGCUCUGGUUAAGAGGUUUGAACGUCCCUUAAAGCUUUUAAUUUGGAUCCCCACGUUGUUUCAUGGGUAAUUAUGGACAGUCUGGAUAUCUGGAUAUAGCAACCUGAACUCGACCAAUAAAAAAACACGGUACGACCUGACCUAGAACUUUCAACCCAUUUCAGUCAAGCGAGACUUGAACUUGUGUGUGUGUGUGUGAGGACAGGAGGAAGCCGUGAAGCUUCUCUCUCUUCAGACUUUGGUUGAAACGGUGUGUGUGUUACUGGAGAACGCUUGAAGUCGAAACCUUGGAUUCUUCUCGGAGCUUUCCAUCGAGUGUGUGUGUGUGUGUGUGCUGCCGAAGCAGAGCCGUAGUGUAACUAACCGCGCUGUGGAAGGAGCCGUUUGUAGUCUUUCUUAUUUCCAAAAAGCCUUAUCGUUGUCAUAACAUGAUACAGAAAAAAAGAAAGUAAAAAAGCGACGUGUAUUAUUCUGAUUCUUGUAAUUUACUUUGAUUUCUCAGUUUAGUUUUGUAACAGAGAUAACGUACUCGUUUUUUAAUUCGGAGGGAGGCCGAGGCGAUGCUUUUUGUUCGUUACGUUAAAAGACAUUCUAUUUUUUCACUAUAGAAACGAAAUGUCGGUGUGUGUGUGUAUACGUUUAUGCACACACACUUACACAGACAGUAUAUUUAAAUGCAGAAUAUAAAGAUGUACCCAAAUCAUGUAUGAAUAUGAAUAGCAUUUUUUCUGUCUUUUUUUUUACCACACGUGAACGUUUAUUCUUUGUUUUUAUAUAAUCAUGAUUUAAAGAAAUGCAGUCUGGCUUCUGAUAAAGAUGUGAGCCCAUCGUUUUUUAUAUUCAUUAUUAAUUUUUAUCAUCAGUAGUCGUUUUUAUUAUUAGGUUACAAGUAUUACUUUAAAAAGUUAUAGAAUUUUAAUUGAAUUGUUUUUUUUUAUGAAAUUAACCUUGGAAAACAAACAUAUCUUGAUAUCUAUCCCCUUCUUGUUUUUUAGCAUUUUUUUUACUUUUGGAUUAAAAUUAUGCAUUUGUUAAAGUUGAACAACAAUCCUAAAC